Molecule: messenger RNA, 2252 nt
Organism: Loxodonta africana (African savanna elephant)
Lineage: Eukaryota; Metazoa; Chordata; Mammalia; Proboscidea; Elephantidae
Gene: FRAT2
Product: FRAT regulator of WNT signaling pathway 2
Exons: 1
Coding region: 163-879 (238 amino acids)
Cellular component (GO): cytoplasm
Source: RefSeq, a predicted model, not a curated record
ACGGGCGAACGGCGACCGCCCGGCGGGCCCGGCUUCUGCGUCGGCCUCGGCCCCGGCUUCUGCCGCAGGAUCGCGGCUGGCUCUGCUGCGGCCCACUGAGCCCGGAGGGGAGCCGAGCCGCCAGCGACGCCCGUAGAGCUUCGAGCGCCCGGGCGGGGGGCCAUGCCGUGCCGGAGGGAGGAGGAAGAGGAAGCCGGCGAGGAAGCGGAGGGGGAGGAAGAGGAAGAGGAGGAGGAUAGCUUCCUCCUGCUGGAGCAGUCGGUGACGCUGGGCGGGUCGGGCGAGGUGGACCGGCUAGUGGCCCAGAUCGGCGAGGCGCUGCAACUGGACGCUGCACAGGACAGCCCGGCCUCCCCGUGUGCGCCCCCGGCGCCGCCGCUGCAGCCCCCGCGGCCGCCGGCUGAGGUGCCGGCGGACAAAGCCCGGCCCCCGGCCCUGCCGCUGCUUCUGUCGCCCGCGCCCGCGUCGGCGGAGGCCGCGGGCCCAGGAGCCCUGCGCUGCACCCUUGGGGAUCGCGGCCGCGUGCGGGGCCGGGCUGCGCCUUACUGCGUGGCGGAGCUCACCGCCGGCCCCAGCGCGCUGCCCGGGCCUUGCCGGCGAGGAUGGCUCCGGGGCGCCGCCACCGCCAACCGCCUGCAGCAGCGACGCUGGCCCCAGGCCGGGACACGCGCCGGUAACGACGGCUCUCACGAUGACCGGCUCCUGCAGCAGCUUGUGCUCUCGGGGAACCUCAUCAAAGAGGCGGUGCGGAGGCUCCAGCGAGCCGUUGCUGCGGCCGCCGCUGUGGCAGCCACGGGCCCGGCGGGCGCCCCAGGGCCCGGGGGUGGCCUCAGCGGACCGGAUCCCUUCCCACUGCAGCCCUCGGGCGCCCUACACUGACCGGACCCCCCUGGAGGAGGAAUCCGAGGCCGCUGCGCAGACCCGACGGCGUCCUGCCCCCACCAGUCAUGAAUGAAGCCGCCGCUGCUGUUCUGGGAGCGACCGCCUAGGCAGCGGGGAGGCUCGUGGGGAGAGACCUUCAAACCAACCUUACUGGCUCCCUCGAGGCUGUCGGAGAAAACUUAAGAGUGGAGAAAUUCAGGGGCCAGGGCACGCCUGUGCCGCCUGAAAAUUUCCCCAGCCAUCCCAGAGCCAAGGACCUGGGAUUAACUGGGAGAACUGUGGCAGCUACUAGCAUCCUCUUGUACCUGAUUUAGCCCUUGGCGUCGCACGCUUGGAUUGUAUAAAGAUAGGACUCCGAGGGGCGGGAAUCGUGAGGGCUUUAUAACGAUACUUGAAAACUAAUGACACACAUACGUUUUCUCUGUAUUUUCCGGUGGAGGAGCUUAGUGAAAAUGGUGCUACAAUUGCUGUGCAAAGAUAUUCUGGGGGGAAGAAUAUAAAAACUUGGUGAUGGGUGGAUUGGUAUCACCCCCUUUCUCCCACCUAAUUGGUGGCUGGUCGAGGUUGGAGCGGGAGGGAGGUGGAGACUUUUGAAGGUGGAGAGAAUUGGAGUUGAAUGCGGACUUUUAAAUGACUUGACCUUGCCAGCAAACCAAGGUCACAGUUUGGUGUAAGUGGAAGGCUGUGAGGUUCCUGAGAGAGCUAACUCACCCGGGUGUGUUCUCUUUCUUUUGCUCCAAGAGCCCUGUCUAUGCUACCGCUUGGAGUCUCCCGAGGACACAGGCAUGGAGAGAGGGAUGGGUGUGGGGAGAGUUAUUUUUUCUGUCCUUUCUUCUUUCCAGAACUCCUCCUCCUGGGAGGCCACUCUUGGCCAUGCCAGAGCUUUCUCAAAAGCAGUCAUAAACACUCUUUUGAGUUGCUCUCCUGUCCUGCUUGCCCGCCUUUCUUAUUCCACCCUUUCUGGUGUCUGUACAGGGUGGAUGAGAGACCCUGGACACUUUCUGCUCUGCUUCGACCCUCUGUGGAGCCGUGGGCCUGAGCCUCCGUGGUUCUUCACUGGGCACAGUUUCCUUCAGCCGUGCCAGCUCUUCUUUGUGAGUGACUGAAACCGUUUUUAAAAUGUGACUCUCCAAGAGGAGAAACCGCUGGCUUUACCGUUGUGAAACUUGAGGGCGCUUUAGAAAGGUGCCACCCCCAAACUUUAAGGUAGCUAAACCAAUUUUUUUAAAAAGAUUCAAUGGCUUGAUCAUCCUUCAGAUGUAGCUGUUGAUGAACACUUCGCAGCGGAGUGUCUGAAAUUGUGGUGGUCCUGAUUUAUAGGAUUUCUUAAUUAAAAUGUCUGCGAAUAAAUUCGUUUUUCUGUUUUGGAA